This is a messenger RNA of Pezoporus occidentalis (night parrot), 3155 nucleotides long. Its product is annotated as 5-oxoprolinase-like. Gene Ontology annotation, biological process: glutathione metabolic process. Gene Ontology annotation, molecular function: 5-oxoprolinase (ATP-hydrolyzing) activity. The transcript has 20 exons. NCBI's taxonomy places the organism in Eukaryota, Metazoa, Chordata, Aves, Psittaciformes, Psittacidae. Gene Ontology annotation, cellular component: cytosol. The annotation marks the transcript as partial. The record is from RefSeq and is a predicted model, not a curated record.
CCGAGCGGAGCCGAACCGAGCCGAACCGAGCCGAGCCGAGCCCCCGGUGCCCGGAGCCGUCCCCCAUGGCUGCCGAGGGCCCCGUGCCCGGCCCCGCCGGGUUCCAGUUCGCCAUCGACCGCGGCGGGACCUUCACGGACGUGUUCGCUCGCUGCCCCGGCGGCCGCGUCCGCGUCCUCAAGCUGCUCUCCGAGGACCCGGCCUACGCAGACGCGCCCACCGAGGGCAUCCGCCGCGUCCUGGAGGAGGAGCUGGGGGUGCCCCUGCCCCGGGAGCAGCCGCUGGACGCGGCCGGUAUCGAGUGGAUCCGGAUGGGGACCACGGUGGCCACCAACGCGCUGCUGGAGCGCCGGGGCGAGCGCGUGGCGCUGCUGGUGACCCGCGGCUUCCGCCACCUCCUGCACAUCGGCACCCAGGCGCGGCCGCGCAUCUUCGACCUGGCGGUGGCGGUGCCCGAGGUGCUGUACGAGGAGGUGAUCGAGGUGGACGAGCGGCUCAUCCCGCUCCAGCCGCGCUGCCGCCUCCCGGGCACAGAGUCGCUCCCGGUGCUCCAAGGAUCCAUGGGGGUGUCGCUGGUGCUGCAGCGGCCGCUGGAGCUCUCGGCGCUGCGGCGGGAGCUGGAGGGGGUGCGGGACCGCGGCAUCCGCAGCCUGGCCGUGCUGCUGCUGCACUCCUACGCGUGGCCGGGCCAUGAGCAGCGAGUGGCGGCGCUGGCGCGGGAGCUGGGCUUCGAGCACGUGUCGCUGUCCUCGGCCGUGGCGCCCAUGGUGCGCGCGGUGCCGCGCGGCUUCACCGCCUGCGCCGAUGCCUACCUGAGCCCCUGCAUCCAGCGGUACCUGCACGGCUUCCGCGCCGGCUUCCGGCACCGCCUGCAGGGGGUGCCGGUGCUGUUCAUGCGCUCGGACGGGGGCCUCACGCCGAUGGAGAAGUUCUCCGGUGCCAGCUCCAUCCUGUCGGGCCCGGCCGGCGGCGUUGUUGGCUACGCCAUGACCACGUACGACCACGGUGACGGCACACCCGUCAUAGGCUUUGACAUGGGAGGCACCUCCACCGACGUCAGCCGCUAUGCCGGUGAGUACGAGCACGUCUUCGAGGCCACCACCGCCGGUGUCACCAUCCAGGCGCCGCAGCUCGACAUCAACACGGUGGCGGCCGGCGGCGGCUCCCGGCUCUUCUUCAGGUCUGGGCUCUACGUGGUUGGCCCUGAGUCAGCCGGUGCCCACCCCGGCCCCGCGUGUUACCGCAAGGGGGGUCCAUUGACCAUCACUGAUGCCAACCUCUGCCUCGGCCGCCUCCUUCCUGAGUACUUCCCACGGAUCUUUGGCCCCGGCGAGGACCAGCCCCUGUGCCGGGACACGGUGGCACAGGCGUUCCAAGCCAUGGCCGCCGACAUCGCCGCCUUCACCGCCAGCACCGCCGGUGACACCAGCACCAGCGCCACCAGUGCCCCCGCCACCCCCAGUGCCCCACAGCCCCUGUCAGUGGAGGAGGUGGCCAUGGGCUUCGUGCGUGUGGCCAAUGAAGCCAUGUGCCGGCCCAUCCGCGCCCUCACGCAGGCCCGAGGCCAUGACACUGCCCGGCACGUGCUGGCGUGUUUCGGGGGCGCCGGGGGGCAGCACGCGUGUGCCAUUGCCCGCGCCCUUGGCAUGAGCCGUGUCUUCAUCCACAGGCACAGCGGGCUGCUGUCGGCCGUGGGGCUGGCGCUGGCGGAUGUGGUGCACGAGGCACAGGCUCCCUGUGCCCUUCCCUACGCUCCCGACUCCUUCCCACACCUGGACCGGCGCAUCCAGGAGCUGGAGCAGGAAUGCCGGGAUGUGCUGCAGGAGCAGGGCUUCAGCCUGGAGCAGAUCCGCACGGAAUCCUUCCUACACCUGCGCUAUGAAGGCACCGACUGCGCCCUCAUGUGCUCGGCCAAGGGGCACCCGGCCACCGCCGGCUCCUGCCGCGCCGGGGACUUCCUCAGCGCCUUCACCAGCCGGUACCGGCUGGAGUUCGGGUUCACGAUCCCGGACCGGGCCGUGCUCGUGGAUGACGUCCGGGUGCGCGGCACCGGCUCCAGCGGCAGCAGCGCCCGGAGCCCCCUGAGCCCCAGCGGGGAACCCCCCCCCGUGGAGACGGUGACGCGGUGCUACUUCGAGGAGGGGUACAUGGACACCCCCGUGUUCCUGCUGCAGGCGCUGGCCUGUGACCACAGCAUCCCCGGGCCAGCCAUCAUCAUCGACAGCAACAGCACCAUCGUGGUGGAACCGGGCUGCACCGCCAGCAUCACCCGCUUCGGUGACAUCUCCAUCGCCGUGGGGUCGGUGGCCCCACGCCCCAUCGGCCCCCAGCUCGACCCCGUGCAGCUCUCCAUCUUCUCCCACCGUUUCAUGAGCAUCGCAGAGCAGAUGGGCCGCAUCCUGCAGCGCACGGCCAUCUCCACCAACAUCAAGGAGCGCCUGGACUUCUCCUGCGCGCUCUUCGGGCCGGAUGGGGGGCUCGUGUCCAACGCGCCCCACAUCCCCGUGCACCUCGGCGCCAUGCAGGAGGCCGUCCAGUUCCAGAUCCGGAACCUGGGUGAGGACCUGCGGGACGGGGACGUGAUCCUGAGCAACCACCCGUGUGCAGGGGGCAGCCACCUGCCCGACCUCACCGUCAUCACCCCGGUCUUCUGGCCGGGCAUCCCCAGCCCCGUGUUCUUCGUGGCCAACCGCGGGCACCACGCGGACAUCGGCGGCAGCACCCCCGGCUCGAUGCCCCCCCACUCCAAGACGCUGCGGGAGGAAGGAGCCGUCUUCAUCUCCUUCAAGCUGGUCAAGGACGGGGUGUUCCAGGAGGAGGCGGUGGCCGCGGCGCUGCACGCCCCGGGGCAGGUCCCGGGCUGCAGUGGGACACGGAACCUGCGUGACAACGUGUCGGACCUGCGCGCGCAGGUGGCCGCCAACCGCGCCGGCGCUGAGCUGGUGACGGCGCUGAUCCGGCAGCACGGGCUCAGCACCGUGCAGGGCUACAUGCGGCACGUCCAGGACACCGCGGAGCGCUGUGUUCGGGACAUGCUCCGAGCCUUCUGGGCGCGCUGGGGCGCGGAGCUGGGGGCCGAGGACGGGCUGGAUGAUGGGAGCCGCCUGCGGCUGCGCGUGCGGCUGCAGCCCGAGGUGCGGGGGGGGGGGUUUGGG